AUGUCCAUUCCAAUUCCUGGUAUUAAAGAUAUCUCCAAACUCAAAUUCUUUUAUGGUUUCAAAUAUUUAUGGAAUCCAACAGUAUAUAACAGAAUCUUUGACAAACUGGAUUUAACUAAAACCUAUAAACAUCCACAAGAGUUGAAAGUACUCGACCUGUAUCCUGGCGUUGGUGUACAAUCUGCUAUUUUCUAUAAUAAAUAUUGCCCCAAGCAAUAUUCUUUGAUAGAAAAACGUUCGAGUCUCUACAAAUUUUUAAAUGCAAAAUUUGAAGAGUCUCCUUUACAAAUACUUAAAAAGGAUCCCUAUGACUGGUCAACCUACUCUAGUCUAAUUGAUGAGGAGCGAAUAUUUGUUCCUGAAGUCCAACCCUCGGAUCAUAUCAAUGAUAAAUUUUUAACUGUUGCUAAUGUGACGGGGGAGGGGUCUGAAGGUCUUAUAAUGCAGUGGUUGUCAUGUAUUGGAAAUAAGAACUGGUUGUAUAGAUUUGGUAAAGUCAAGAUGUUGUUAUGGAUGCCGAGUACGACAGCUAAAAAACUUUUGGCUAGGCCAAGCACGCAUGCUAGGUCCAAAUGUUCAGUAGUAAGGGAGGCAUUCACAGAUACUAAACUUAUUGCAAUAUCAGAUGCAAAUGAAUUGAAGGGAUUCGAUAGUCACUGCAUAGAAGAAUGGGAUCCCGUCAUAUUUAGUGCUGCAGAUAUAUGGCCUACAAAGGGAAAGCCAAUUGCGUUGGUAGAAAUGGACCCGAUUGAUUUUGAUUUUGACGUAGACAAUUGGGAUUAUGUCACGAGGCACUUAAUGAUUUUGAAAAGAACACCAUUGAAUACUGUCAUGGACUCACUGGGACAUGGUGGUCAACAAUAUUUCAAUAGCAGGAUCACUGACAAGGAUCUAAUAAAAAAGUGUCCCAUUGAUUUGACAAAUGACGAGUUUAUAUACCUAACGAAAUUGUUCAUGGAAUGGCCUUUCAAACCAGAUAUUUUGAUGGAUUUUGUUGAUAUGUAUCAAACAGAGCACUCCGGUUGA
Molecule: messenger RNA, 1026 nt
Organism: Saccharomyces paradoxus
Lineage: Eukaryota; Fungi; Ascomycota; Saccharomycetes; Saccharomycetales; Saccharomycetaceae
Gene: MTF1
Product: RNA polymerase specificity factor
Exons: 1
Coding region: 1-1026 (341 amino acids)
Biological process (GO): transcription initiation at mitochondrial promoter
Cellular component (GO): mitochondrial matrix; mitochondrion; mitochondrial DNA-directed RNA polymerase complex
Molecular function (GO): mitochondrial transcription factor activity
Source: RefSeq, a predicted model, not a curated record